AAGAGCUACUGAGUGCCUUCCUUCCCUGUAGUCUUCUGUGCCCUUCCGUCUUUUCUUGUUCCCCACCCCCUUUGCCUUGCCCAUUUCAUAGUGCUAUGUAUUACAUCAGGAAAUGGUUUUGGGAGGAAAUAGCUUGCAGAACCUGUGGAGAACUCUAGUCAUAACAGUAGGAGUAUGUGCAUAGAGGCAAUCUUCACUUCAGAGACUGCAAAACCAUGGGCCCUGCAGUCAGCAUGAGAUAAGGUCACAAGAUUGACAGUUUCAGUUGAUUCAAAGGAUUUGAUUGGUAGGGAAGAAUGUCAGACCCUUCUCUGUCAGCAGAGCUCCCUGAUAAUAUAAGUCAAGCUAUGGCUGAACUACCAGAUGCCUUUGAUUUCUCCUUGCGUGAUGAUACCAGCUCUCUGGGCUCUGACUCUGAGCUGAAUGGCAUGGCUCCAUAUCGCAAGACGGAUCGCUUUGGCUUUAUUGGGGGCAAUAGCCUCCAUAAUGGCCAAGAUCAUCUCCCUGUCGAGCUCAUCCGACACCGUGAAGCCAAAUGGCUGGAAAUGACAGCUCACUGGGAGAAAACCAUGGCCCGGCGCUACAGGAAGGUAAAGCUGUUGUGCCGAAAAGGAAUCCCUUCAUCUUUACGUGCACGCUGUUGGCCUCUGUUAUGUGGAGGACAGAUCAAAAUGGAGAGGAGCCCUGGAAAGUACCAGGAAUUGCUUGAGGUACCUGGUGAUCCUCAAUGGGUGGAGACGAUCACAAAGGACAUUCACCGCCAGUUCCCUUUCCAUGAGAUGUUCCUGUCUCCUGAGGGUCCUGGACAGCAAGGGCUGUUGCAGCUGCUGAAGGCCUACACUGUCUAUCGGCCCCAAGAAGGUUACUGUCAAGCCCAGGGACCAGUGGGUGCCCUGCUUCUCAUGCACAUGCCACCAGAGCAAGCUUUCUGGUGCCUGGUACAGAUCUGCGACGACUAUCUGCCUGGCUACUACAGCCCCCAAAUGGAGGCGCUGCUGCUAGACAGUGAAAUUUUUACCGCUCUCCUCCAACGCGUGUGCCCAAAGGCCUUUAAGCACUUGCAGAAGCAUGGGGUGGGGCCUUUGCUGUACAUGCCCGAGUGGUUUCUGUGCCUCUUCGUCCGCACACUGCCCUUCCCCACAGUGCUGAGAGUCUGGGAUGCCUUCCUGAGUGAGGGGGUCAAGGUGUUGUUUCGCGUGGGGCUGCUGUUAGUCCGCUUAGCCCUGGGCUCCUCUGAAAAACUACGGGGCUGCGCAGGACUGGUGGAGACACUGGAGAAGCUACGCAGCAUCCCACCUCAGUUUCUACAAGAAGACAUCUUCAUGGCUGAGGUCCAUGAUGUGCCCAUCUCAGACCGUGACCUGGAACGUGAAUGCAGAAUCCAACUGGCAAAAUUGUGCAAAACUCAGCCUAAAUUCCAGUACAAGCCAGAGCAGCGCCUCUCUGGGGCAAAGGCCAUCUUUGAUGCUCAGCAACUGGAGGAUGUGCAGGACAAUAAGAGAGGGGAGGAAAUCCACACACAUACUUUCCACAUCCCCCAGAUCAAGGUAGACCCACCCCCAUUAUCCCCAAAGGAGCAUAAGAGGGCCUCGGAGAUGCAAAGCCAGAAAAAAGAGCAGAAAAGGAAGAAGCCGGACACACGGGGAAAGACUUUCCAUGUCCUAGAGCAUCCCAGGGGUAGAAUGGAGAGAAAGCUAGAGUCAGAAGCUGCAAGGAGCAAGUCUUCUUUUUACUUGGAGGCAUGAUUCUGAAUAAGGGGAGAGAAGAGGUGGAACUCUGGGGCAACAUUCUGCAGCCUUCUCUCACUGCCCUGCUCUGGUUAAUGGAUGAAUUCAGAAGCUUCUACAUAGCCUGAGUUCAAGGCAGUCCUAAAUUUCUAGAAAAAAGAAGGGCUGGACUUUCUAAUUUAGAAACUUCCUCUUUUAGAAGCCUUCAUCUAUAUCCAUGCUUGAAUUAAAAGAAGAGAUAGGUAAUCCCAUCCUACAUAUGUUUGGGGAUGUAAAUAGAGCUAUGAGCUACAGGUUUUGGGGUGGGGGGUGGGGAGAGAUACAAUUUGGCUAAACCUGAUGAAGUUCAAAGGGCAGGACACAUGGAUUUCACUAAGUACUCUUCCACUGUCACUCAGCCCCCAUCCCCAAUAAUUUUGGCAUAGCGUCAGAAGAAGAACCUCUGAUCAUUUGGAAAUAUGGUAGUCCUCAUUUAGUGACUCCCUCAAACAGCGACCAUUCGCAGUUACAACAGUGAUGAAAAAGUAACUUUUUUUAGCAGGUCUGUAAGGCAAAGGACAGCUGAAGUAAAGUUGUAAAAUCAUGAUGUUUCACUUAGUGACUGCUUCGCUUAACAGCUGAUUUGCCAGUCCCAAUUCUGGUCACUAAAUGAGGACUACCUGUAUGCUACAUAUUUUCAUCUAUUUUUGCUCUGGAUGUUGUAGCUAAAGUCCAGAAAAACAAAGGCAGAAAUAAGCUCUUGGGUGAAUGAAACCUAAUUGUGAAGUACAAGUUUACUGUUGCUCUAGGCUUUGGGGUUUUUGGCACCUUGCUUCUAAGAGGGUAAAAUUUAUUGCACAUGUAUACAUAAACCAGAUUCACAGAAUCUAAUAAAGUAACAAAAAUGUU
Python bivittatus (Burmese python) is the source of this 2615-nucleotide messenger RNA. It is a transcript of the gene TBC1D10C, whose product is annotated as TBC1 domain family member 10C. NCBI's taxonomy places the organism in Eukaryota, Metazoa, Chordata, Lepidosauria, Squamata, Pythonidae. Gene Ontology annotation, biological process: regulation of GTPase activity. The record is from RefSeq and is a predicted model, not a curated record. Gene Ontology annotation, molecular function: GTPase activator activity; small GTPase binding.